This is a messenger RNA of Aspergillus neoniger CBS 115656, 972 nucleotides long. RefSeq names its product NmrA-like family protein. Lineage: Eukaryota; Fungi; Ascomycota; Eurotiomycetes; Eurotiales; Aspergillaceae. The transcript has a single exon. The coding region runs from base 16 to 972 and encodes 318 amino acids. The record is from RefSeq and is a predicted model, not a curated record.
CACUUAACUACCAUCAUGGCUCCAACUAUCCUCAUUGUCGGCGCAACAGGCAAUACCGGCCGAGCCGUGACAGAAACUCUGCCAACCCUUCUGAAAGCCAACGAGGCUUUUGAGAGCCAUCGAGUACUCGCCCUGACCAGAUCUUUCAACAGCUCUUCGGCCCAACGGCUUGCAAAAAUCCCCGGUGUCGGAAUUAUCGAGCAGAACUGGACCGAGAUUACCUCGGACUGGCUCCGAGAAAAUGAAGUCGUCAGGGCCUUCAUCGCCUCUCACAACGCACCAAACCAGUUUGCCGAAGAGUCUGCCUUCCACGUCGCCGCCCUUGGAGCUGGUGUCGAAUACGUUGUGCGAAUUUCCACCACCGCACCCAAUGUUCGUCCGGAUUCCGGUGCUUACUAUCCGCGCACGCACUGGGCUAUUGAGGCGAUGCUUGGUUCGGCGGAAUUCAGCGCCCUGAAGUGGACUUCUCUUCAGCCAAACGUGUUUACAAGCUUCUAUAUGACCGUACUCGCUGAGUACAUCAACAGAUUCGAGCGGAAUGGCGAACUAGGCCCUCUGAAGUUGAUGGCAUCUAAAGAUGCCCCUGUUGCGCCUAUCGAUCCGGAUGAAGUCGGUGUGUUUGCUGCGCAUCUCUUGGCCUUGGAUGAUCCGAGCCCACACAGCGGGGCGAAAUAUGUCUUGAAUGGGCCGGAAGAUAUUACUGGCGAACAGCUUGUCGGCUUAGUGGAGCAGCGUAUUGGCACAAAGGUGAAGGAAGUGGCGUAUCAAGAUCUCAGCCUUUUGGAUGCAAUGCUGGACAGUCAAUAUGAAGGAUCGGGUCAAUCCAUGACUGUUGUCAAGUCAAUAAAGAAUGCCCUGUUGAUCAUGUGGGAAGGGAAGUGCAAUGCUUCGACUACCAGCAAGGAGGUUCUGGACAUUGCUCCUCCGAGACGGACCCCUACCGAUGUGUUGGAGGAAUUGCUGACGGCGUAA